CUGGCUGCGGACCGGGAUGCGCGGCUCGGGGCGCGCGGGCCACGGCGGCGGCCUGCGCAGGUACAACUAUGGAAGAACUGGAAAGGCUCAACAAAGAAAUUGAAUCUGUCAAGACUGAAGUUGAAGAAAAGCAGGAGAGGUUCUCCAAGUUAACUUUAACACUUGAAGAGCUAUCUCGAAGCCACAUCGCCUCCUGGAGUUACAAAAAUAUGAGGCAAGAUGUUCUUGAAUAUAAUAGCCUACUUCCAAAGCAGAAGUGGAAUGAACCAUCAAAGAACGAAGAGAGUCAGCCUAGAAAGUAUGUGCUGGACCACAAAUGUCCGGCAACGGAUCUAGAAUAUGAUCCCUUGCUCAAUUAUUCUGCAGGGCUGCUUGGGGCAUCGAAAGCAGGGCAAGAUAAGACUGAUACACAACACCUCUGCACCUGGAAAAAAUCUGUGGGUGAAAAUUGCCACAAGCCCCAGGAGAGCCAAAGACCUUAUGUUUCACCAAUAAGAAUUAUGAUAAAUCUUCAAGAAUCUGAUGAAGAUGACCUUGUAAUGGAUGUACCUCCAAUCAUGCCUAUUGCUAAGAAAUCUAAACCAUUGAGAGGCUUCAAAUAUCAGAAUAUAAACGAAAGACUACAUAUAAUGUCCUCAGAGGAGAGAAAUCUUCAAAUAAGUGGCACCGAAGAGGAAAAAAUAGAUAAAACCCAACCAACCACACUGAUAGUUGAUGAUGCUAACAAAUCAGAACCACCAGAAUUGCUCAUGCAAAACUCCCUGGUUAAAAAAAGUAACAUAAACUUGUAUGGUGUUAAAAACCACAUGUCUGAGAUGGGAAGCUUUGGUGGUGAGAGAAACUAUGUCUGUAUUUCAGAAGAAAGUAUAUCUUGUGCACCUCUCAGUGACAGAGAAAUACGGAACAGAAUCCAUGAUGAUAAUUACCCACAGAGUAAAAAAUACAUAAAAACAAUUUAUGAUUCUCAGAAUGAAGAAAGUGAAUGUCGUUACUCAAGCCAGCCCCAAAUCUCUUCCCCGGAUGAGCAUGCAGAAGACAAAGUGCUGAGAGAACAAGAUGAUAGUCAAGACUUCACUACUUUUGACCACAAGUUAGUUGAAUUUGAUUUUGAUAAGGAACAUACUGAAGAGGACACUCCCUCUGAUUAUGAUGACACGAUGAAGGAAUGUCUUCAGAUUUUCACUGAGUUCACAGAAAGUGAAGCUUGUAGAGAGACUACUAAACAGGCUUCAGGAAAGCAAAUGGAAUUAGAGAUGUUGUAUUGUCAAAACACUUCUGGACCAAAAAAGAGAAUUGCACAUAUUGCCAAGUUUGAUAUGCCAAAAUACAGGGUGGCUCAUCGCAAGCGGGCUUUGGUCACACCAGAAUCCUCUUCCAAAAUCCCUGAGGAAGUGAGACAACACUAUGUCAACCUCUUUGUUGAGAAGUAUUUGAGAGUUUAUAAAACAGAGGAUGAGGCUCUUCACAAGGCUAAAAUAGAAGAAAAGGCCAUUUAUGAACGCUGUGGCAGUAGAAAUAUGUAUGUGAACAUAGCAAUAAAUACUCUUAGGAAGCUGAGACAUCAAGAUAUGUCUGGAAGCAGGAACAACAGCAAAACAACUGGAUUGAAAAAGAAUGAAAAGAAUAGUGCCCUCACAGGAAUUACUCUCUACAGACAUCUGAAAGACUAUCUUCUAAGUAAAGAACAGUUACAUGAAAAUAAUUAUCCCCAACCCAACCCUGAGAAACUGGGAAGUAUUCUUUUAACCACAGGCAUGACGAAAGCUCUUGUAAAUGACACUUCAAGGAAGAUAUGCUGUCGUUGUGGGAAAAUAUAUGGUGUGACAUCCACGGGCAAACACAGCAGGGUAGAAGAAUGUAACUACCACUUCGGCCCUGUGCUGAGUCGUAAAGUCCUCGGUGGCUUAGAAACACGGUACAGCUGUUGUGGAGGUGUCCUUGGAUCUGCUGGGUGUCAGGUCGCCAAGCUUCACGUUCAUGACCAAAAAGAAAACAUCAAGGGAUUUGUGAAGACUUUUGUCAAGUCCUCUCCUCCUGAUGGCAAUCCCGGCGUAUUUGCUGUGAAUUGUGAGGUGUGCUAUACAGCCAAAGGUUUGGAACUUACUCAAGUGACAGUGGUUGAUCCCAGCCUCCAGGUGGUCUACGAUACAUUUGUGAAACCAGAUGAUGAAGUCAUUGACUAUAACACCAGGUUGUCUGGUGUGGUGGAAGAUGACUUGAAGAACACUAAAACAUCAAUCCGUGACGUCCAAGCCAUUCUGUUGAACCUGUUCAGUGCUGACACUGUACUAAUUGGACAUAGCUUUGAACAUAGUCUGUAUGCUCUUAAGUUAAUUCAUUCUUCAGUUGUGGACACGACAAUUCUGUUUCCUCAUCGGCUAGGCUUGCCUCACAAAAGAUCCCUCAAGAGUCUAGUAGCUGACUACCUGCAGAGAAUCAUUCAGGAUGAUGAUCACAACAAUUCAAGUGAAAAUGCAACAGCCUGCAUGGAACUGGUUCUUUGGAAGGUAAAAGAAGACCUGAAAGGAAAGAAGUAAUCACUUUGCCUGAGAAAUAUCUUAAAUCCCUGCAUUGUUGUUUCAGUGAUACCUCUGCUGCUGGCAGUAGAGUUUGGUCUAGGAUGAAGUUUCCUGACCUUUUUCUUCAAGGAGGAGAAAUAAAAGUGCUAUUGAGGUUUAUUAUAUUUUCAAGGUUAAAUUUCCAGUUUAUUUAAAAAGUUGUGAUUGAAGUAUGGGGGAGGGAGCAGUUAGUGGGGAGGAAUUAAGUUGGUUUGGUUUGAAUUUUUGACUCCUCUUCAUAGAUAGCAUGUUCCAAUGGAACGUGGAAUUAGUGGGUCUGUGACUCCCAUAAAGGGUCACGUCUCAGGUUAUGUACAUUUCUUUUUCUCUCCAAAUAUCUGAAUCCAUCUUUAACAAUUUUUUUUAGAUUUCAUAUAUAAAUAGAAGAGAUGUUCCUCACAAAGCAAAUGUAAACUUUUCAGUGUACUCUGUUAACAUAAAGAAUUUGGUCAUAUGGCUAUUAUGUAAUGUGUUUUUAUUCUAACCGGUGUAUUGUUACUGAUUUUUUUUUUAAGGCAGUAUCCUGUGGAUCUUCUAAACACACUAACCUGUAUUCGUAACACCUGAAUUGUCUAAUUCCUUUGAGGAGUUGGCUCCAUCUUUCUAAAUUGCUUUCUCAUAAUGUGGAAAUGACAUGACUUUAUUCAGUUUGAUUCCCCUUAAUAUGAAUCUUCAAUAUUAAUGUUGCUAACAUGCUACAAAAUUACAAAGGUUUCAUUGCCAAUAGUACAGGUGAGUCAGAAAAUCACUAGGAAGGCCUCUGUGCCAGAAGGACAUCAGUUACUCUCUGACUGUUGCUUGUGAGGAUAUGCACUCAAACAUCAGUUUUGCUGCCUUGGUAUUGGGUGUUACAAGUAAAUCGUAAUCAUCUUUUUCUUGCUGUCCCACGUUUGCCUUAGUGUCGUGUACUUGAUGUGAAAUAAAAUAAUUUAAAUUUAGAUAAUUAUGAAUCUAGUAUAUAAUUAAGGUCUAACUGUUAUGGGGGGGGAACCUUAAUGUUUGUUCCAAAACCAUAUGUAAAAUUUAAAAAGAUUUUCUGCGUUUUCAGAUUAUCUUUGUUCUUGUUCAGUUUCAUGUACUUUCAAACUAAGAGCUGUUAGCAGUAUCUCUACAGCAUUUGGAUAAAAAGCAAAAUGAACUAUUGUAGAUAUUUGAACCUAUUUUUAAGGGCUCCUCAUUGAGUUUCCACUCAGUUGAUUCAGCCUUGCUUAUGCUGUCUCCACUUGAAUAUGCUAUUGUGAAUAAAGCAUCCUGGCUAUUGUUUCUGAACGCAUAAUGUGGAGUUAGUGGCAGGAAUGGGAACUUUAUGCGGUAUGUUGAACUAUUAAAAGAGAUUCCAGUUCUAAGCCCUCACAUCAUAUUGGAGAACUAUGAGAGAAAAGUGGACUCGAUGUUUCCAAUCU
Messenger RNA from Nyctereutes procyonoides (raccoon dog), 3961 nucleotides. RefSeq names its product RNA exonuclease 1 homolog. Gene Ontology annotation, molecular function: nucleic acid binding; exonuclease activity. Gene Ontology annotation, cellular component: nucleus. The coding region runs from base 69 to 2537 and encodes 822 amino acids. NCBI's taxonomy places the organism in Eukaryota, Metazoa, Chordata, Mammalia, Carnivora, Canidae. The transcript is spliced from 14 exons. The record is from RefSeq and is a predicted model, not a curated record.